Molecule: messenger RNA, 889 nt
Organism: Punctularia strigosozonata HHB-11173 SS5
Lineage: Eukaryota; Fungi; Basidiomycota; Agaricomycetes; Corticiales; Punctulariaceae
Exons: 4
Coding region: 41-712 (223 amino acids)
Biological process (GO): DNA synthesis involved in DNA repair; DNA-templated DNA replication
Cellular component (GO): delta DNA polymerase complex
Molecular function (GO): DNA-directed DNA polymerase activity
Source: RefSeq, a predicted model, not a curated record
CCCAGUUACAUCCACCCCUGCUGUCCCGACCACCAGGAAGAUGCGUUCCAGCGCGCACUCCCUGACACAGCGAAAGCUCUCGGACUCCUUCACGGCGACCAAGCGUUCAGCGUCUAAUGCUUCCUCAAAGCAGAAGCAGAAGGCUGAAAAUAUCUCCGGUUCCGUCAUCAACCUCACCUCGGACAGCAGCGAUGAAGAGCAGGAGGUUGAAGAUAAGCCGGCCAAGCGCUCAGAGGAAGAAGUUGCUGCUGCUCCUGCCCCCGCUCCCAAGCGCCGCAAAAUCGCAAGGGAUACUUCCGCAGCGAAUGUUGCGGAGAAGCUGCAAGCUGCACAAGGGAAGAAGGCGAGGAAGAACGGGGAUGCGGCGCCUCCCGCAUUGAAUGAGAACGCCAAGCAACCAGCUGAGGGCAAGCUUUUGGAGCUCAAGCACAGCGAUAAGAAAUGGAAUAAAGCGUUCAAUGCCGCGAAGGCAAAGAAUGGACACCUAGCAACCAUCCACACCGAAGGCCAGAGCAAGGUUGCUCAUAUCCUCCGCUCAUUUGACCUGUCCUAUGAGUAUGGCCCAUGUGUAGGUGUUUCCCGUCUCGAGCGUUGGGAACGCGCAGAGGCACUAGGCCUCAACCCACCUCCGGAGGUCCGCGACAUCCUUACCACCAGGCAAGGUGUCGAAGCGGAUGAACUCUCGCAAUGUGUAUUCUAUGGCGAGGUUUGAGGCUGCAUGCCCUUCGUACUUCACCGGCUUCUCACGACGGACCACCAUCUCUCGGUAUUCUCGCGACACAUUAUUUCACCCGUACCUGUAUUAUAUACCUACAUAUUUGCGGCUGCUAUGAGAAGUAUCCUGUCGUCUCCUGUCAUGUAUUGUAGAGUAGGUUUGAAUGCAUCAUGC